Molecule: messenger RNA, 600 nt
Organism: Hibiscus syriacus
Lineage: Eukaryota; Viridiplantae; Streptophyta; Magnoliopsida; Malvales; Malvaceae
Product: EEF1A lysine methyltransferase 2-like
Exons: 3
Coding region: 25-600 (191 amino acids)
Biological process (GO): peptidyl-lysine dimethylation; peptidyl-lysine monomethylation
Cellular component (GO): cytoplasm
Molecular function (GO): protein-lysine N-methyltransferase activity
Source: RefSeq, a predicted model, not a curated record
AUUAAAUUUAAAUACCGUGAAUUCAUGGCAGUAUUCAGUUUGGCGCCGGAAGAGUCCUCACCGGAUCCAACCCAGCAACAUCCACCGCCGCAACAACAGCUGCAGACCGGUCGAGAGGUGGCUUCCGACGACGAGCGGUCAGUGGCUGCCGAUUCCUGGUCAAUAAAGAGCGAUUACGGAAGCACACUCGACGAUGAGCAGCGCCACGCUGAUGCCGAAGCCCUCUCCUCUGCUGCCAAAUUCCGUACCGCCCCAUAUUACAGCUCUGACAAGGAUGAACCAGAUGCCGAUGCAAUGACAACAGUGCUAUGUCUUCAGAGUUAUAGGAAUGGUGCAAAUGCAGAGGAGUUGGCAAAUUUUCAUGAACAUGACCAUGCUGCUGAAAUUUGGAUUGGAGCUGAUAUCAUUGAUACUGUUACUUUUUGGACCAAAAGCUUGUGUAUUGAUAUUUCUCAAGGUCACAUGCCAAAUCAUGUUGAUGAGGCCAAGCUCGAACCUGUUGCACUGGAUGAAAAAUAUUUGUCUUGCUGGAGUGUACUUGAUAUUGGCACUGGCAACGGUCUGCUCCUUCAAGAACUUGCUAAGCGGGGUAUGCUCUGA